Ilex paraguariensis (yerba mate) is the source of this 588-nucleotide messenger RNA. NCBI's taxonomy places the organism in Eukaryota, Viridiplantae, Streptophyta, Magnoliopsida, Aquifoliales, Aquifoliaceae. The record is from the annotation of a GenBank genome assembly.
AUGGCUAGAGCUGCUUUUGCAUUGUUUUCACUCCUUCUUUCUAUCUUGUCUGUCGCCGGCACCGCUUCCGUUGCUGCGACAAACACCAUUUCCGCCAUGUUGUCCGUUUCUGGGAUAAGUUACGUCGGGGCAGCAUGCAAGGCCACAAGAUACCCUCUAACAUUGGCCGAGACUAAGUUGGUCACUAGCCUAGCCAAGACCGAGUCAGCCAAGGCAUUCUUGUCCAUGCUAACCAGCAAUCAAAGACUGAGGGCUAAUGACCAUGCAGCCCUAAAGGACUGUUUGGAUGGGGUUAAUGACAGCAGUGACCGGCUAAGGCAAUCUGUCCGGGAGCUCAAGGAGUUGAGACAAAGCAAUGGUAACUUUUUGUGGCACAAACGUAAUGUUCAAACGUGGGUUAGUGCUGCGCUUACAAGCCAAAGUGAAUGCUAUGACAUAUCUAAUGGGCUUGCAGUGAAUGGUGCAAUUAAGAAGGCAUUGAGAGUACAGAUUGAACCUGCAGUCCAAAUCACCAGCAAUACGUUGGCUUUGGUUAAUCUACUUGUGGACAAAACUACGGAGUUUUAUCCGAUGAAUAAAGCAUAUUGA